This is a messenger RNA of Botrytis sinoallii, 1278 nucleotides long. RefSeq lists its product as uncharacterized. The record is from RefSeq and is a predicted model, not a curated record. Bases 1 to 1278 code for a protein of 425 amino acids. Lineage: Eukaryota; Fungi; Ascomycota; Leotiomycetes; Helotiales; Sclerotiniaceae. The transcript has 3 exons.
AUGACUUCCCGCACUCAGUUCGCACUUAUUGAGGCGGAGAUGAAUAGGAGACAUCACCGCCCCGGCGUCGCCAGCCGUAGUCACUUUCUUUGCAUUGACGCCAUGGUAACCCGACACAAGUCAAUCUUGAAAUUAGAGGAUGAGUUCAACCCUGCCAAGGCCGUCGCAAAUGUUCCAACAAAAGCAUCAUCUGCUUCCUCCUCUAAAGCAUCGACAACACCUUUCGUCGCAGAGCUAUCUCUUCCAGAUCACCUUGCGUUGGCCGGCUUGCUGCUUGACAAACGCUCUAAAAAUGGUCUUCGUCAGUACCACAGAGCUCAAGUUUAUCUCAGCACUGCUCGAAAAAUCCAAGCGCACCUCACAACAACCUUGAACCAAGAGGUCGGUGUUGGAAGCAAGAACACAUAUGAGAAGAUGAUUGAGGCAAGACUUGAUGAUGCGGAGAGGGUGGCAAGACGAAUCAUUUCUCUAGAAGAGUUGGUACGAGAGGAUGAAGCAUGUGUACCAUUGCUUGACAUCAUACAUGCUUGUGAAGAGAUUCGAAGCUGGCUGCUCAAUCGGAAGACUGCUUUGACGAAUGAAGUCGGCGACAUGGAAGUUGAUGCUGAUGCUAGCACACCAUGCAAUAACCACAAGGACCCUGCAUACUGGAAAGGUUGCGUAUCAAAUUACACUGAGCCAUCAAAUGUUUCGGCGACUACAGAUACCACAGAUUUGGUCGACGGAGACGAUAACGACAGCGAUGCUAGUACAAUCAAAGGCGUCGACGAUAAGGCGAUCAAAUGGAAGCUCAACAAUGACUUCUACAAAACAGCUUUGGCUUCUGGUCCAGAACAAACGCUAGAGUAUGAAGAAUUUUAUGAAAUCGCUGCUUUGGCAGAGAAAGACCCCGAAGCUAUACUCCAUAAUGUUAGCGUGGAACUUGGUACAAACCCCAUCACAACCAGCCAGGCCAAGAUCCUUUACGCAUUUGUAUUCUAUCUCCAACGUGACAGAGUAGGUAUUGCGAAUAUGAUGAACGAGUACCUUGAUAGUCUGGAUUCGAAGAUAGACCCGGGCGACGAGGAGUUGUCAAAGUUGAAGAACGCGUUGAGGACAAUGGAUAUCAGAGUCAUUGGCGAAGCCAUUGCACCUGGUACAUCCUCUAGUACCUCCUCUGCAUCGUUUCCGACCACCCCUUCUACCCUUUCCGCCAGCACAAGCUCAAUUGAUGCUGAAGGCGGCUCUCGAAAGAAGAGAAAGUUCGCUGACGACGAUGAAGAAGAUGAGAUACUUUGA